This is a messenger RNA of Xyrichtys novacula (pearly razorfish), 1890 nucleotides long. The record is from the annotation of a GenBank genome assembly. Lineage: Eukaryota; Metazoa; Chordata; Actinopteri; Labriformes; Labridae.
AUGGCAACAACGUGUUCCGGAAUCCUCAGUGGUUUUGGUCGUCACGGUGAUGAGCGGAAAGUUCUGGCGCUGAACGUUCUGUUGCUCGGGGAGAGGCAGAGUGGGAGGAGCUCCGUGGGGAACGCUCUGAUUGGUCAGUAGAAGAAGUUUUGCCGCGCUCAAGUUACCGCGGAUGUCGGAGCUGAAAAUGACGUCACAGCCGAGUUCCCAGAGUUUCAGAUACCAAGUCGGAAAAAAGCAAAAUCGAAGGUGGAAAGAAGAUGGCUACGUCUACGAAAGUUAUUUUAGCACUUGCCUCAUUUCCGGACAAACUUUCGUAGAUGUAGCCAUCUUGUUUUUGGCUCCCAUUUUGCUGUUUUUCCGACUUGGUAACAAAAACACUGGGAACUCCGAUGUGACGUCAUUUUCAGCUCGGACUUCUGACCUCCGAGGAAACUCAAACUUUCAUCAUCAACUUUUUAGUUUGCGUUCUUUGCCUUCUUUACAAACAAAAUAUAUCAAAAAAAAAAAAAAAAAAAAACCUGUGAAAAAUGUGACGAAUGUCAAACACCUAUUUUUUAUUAUUUUUAUUUUUUUGGUUUACUUUAUUUUAUUUUUGUAUUAUUUUUAAAGGUUAAAAAACACUUUUAUUAUUUAAGGACUUUUUAAAAAGUCACCAACAUUUAAAAAAAUUUUUUUCUAUUUUUUUUAUGUUUUUAUUUUUUUAUUUGAAACAAUUUUUUAAUACUGAGAAACACUUAUUAUUUAGGGACUUUUUAAAAGAAAAUCACUAACAUUCAUUAAUUUAUUUAAAUAUUUUUCUUAUUUCUUAUUUUUCUUAAAGAUGGAGAAACACUUAUUAUUUAGGGACUUUUAAAAAAAAUUACCAACAUUUAUUUAUUUAUUUAUUUUAAUUUUUUAUUUAUUUGUUUUUUUUAAGAUUGAGAAACACUUUUAUUAUUUAAGGACUUUUUUUUAUAAAUCACCAACAUUUAUUCUGUUUUAUUUUAUUUUAUUUUAUUUUAUUUUUUUUAGAUUGAGAGACACUUUUAUUAUUUAAGGACUUUUUAUAAAAACAUUUAAACACUUAAAUUGUAGUUAAAUUUUUGCUGUACGUAUAAUCUUCAUAUAACAAACAUUUAUCGCCUCAACCGGACGACACAUUUCGUAUUUUUGUCCGUUUCUCGUUAAAAACAGAAAAACUUCGUCUGUCAAACGUCUUACAGGUGGGGAGGAAUUCCAAACGGGCGUCUGCAUUUCCGGUUCGUCCACGACGCCAGAGUUUCAGCUGCGCAGCCGAAAUUUCCAGAACUUUUUCAGGAGACAAGGGGCGGAGUCUGACCUCCUGCUGAGAGUGUUAGACACGCCCCCUAUGAUGGCCCACCCACAAAACGUGCACCAGUUCUUCCCUGAGGGCGUGCACGUACUUGUGCUUGUCGUGAGAGCGAACCUGACCAAUGAGAAGACACACCUGGAGGAGCGCGCAGAGGUACACACUCAAACACACACUCAGUGUUACACACCCCCGCUCAGUUAUAGCGUUGACGUUUUCAGCGGCGUGUUUUCUUUUCUGUGGCGUUUCUUUAAAGGCUCUCUUGGGUCCAGAAUGGCGUCGUCACACCGUGCUGGUUCUCACGUUCGCCGACCAGUUGAAGAAGGCGGGGCUUCGGACGGAACACUUUCUAACCCAGUGCAGUGAUUGGCUGAGAGCUUUGGCUGAAAAAGUGGAAGGCGGGGCUUUCUUCUUGGACAACAUCUCUGAUUGGCCGUCCAUCAGAGGGCAACCACUCAGAGAGCAACUGCUCCGCCUCUCAGCCAGAAACCGUCACGGAGCUUUAGAGGUCUCACCUUAACGACGUUCAGUACCUCCAGAGUACUUUAUGAGUACUUAGAUGGCGCUCUACUCUAAAC